CACUGCUGGUGAUCUGAGUCCUCAUUUAGGGUUACCACUCAGCUAAAUAUAUAUCUACUAUGCCCCCCAUAUAUCUUAGAGGAGCUCUGAGACUUAAGCCUGCACCAGCCUUGUACCAAUACAGAUGAGUAGAUGACUCUGCUGGGUUCAAGAUAAAACCCUUGACAUUGAAUUCAUUAGAGCUUAAGGAUGACAAAAGCAGCACAUAAAAGAAAAACAAAACAUGUGAGAUAUGGCCUCAGAAGUCACAUUAACAUAAAUAGAGCUAGAAGGGAAUGAGUUGGCCAUUCAAUUUAGAAAGUUAGAAAAAUGACAGCAGGAAAAGUUUGAUGAUGCAGAGCAAAGUCUUGUCUCAGUAAUAAAGGCCAGAUUUGGUGGUAAUAUACCCUCCCAAUAUAUAGGGAGAUACUGUUUCAAAAUCCCCUCCUGUAAAUCAGAAUUAAAAAAAUAAGGUGGCAGUGAAAAAAUUCAAUGGAAAAAUUGGGCUGGAGAUGAUGCUUAGUGAUUUUGGAGUAGGCAAGGGUUCUCAUUUUCACCCCAACACUACAAAAACAAACAAGCAAGCAAACAGUGGAAAACUAACCAAAGAGAGCUGGAAGAUGGGGGCGGAGAGUUGUGAAUUGCUGUUUUCUGGAUAUGACAUAGCUGUGGCACACAUGAAGUUACAGUAGCUGUAGUUGUAGUUGCUUUCAUGAGAUCAAGUUGGUUAAUAUGCCAGCAUGGAGAGAGAGAGAGAGAGAGAGAGAGAGAGAGAGAGAGAGAGAGAGAGAGAGAGAAGUUCACAAGCUUCUACCCCUAGGUAAGAAUCUGUUGGAAGCUGAUGGAUGUUAGGGAAUAUAAUUUUUUCUUCAUGCCCCCUUGGUAGUUGCUGAAGGAGUGGAUGAUGGUCCCAUGUUAAUGAGCAUAUAGGAAACAGUAGUUGCAUUUAAUGGGUUAUAAAAAAGAAAAAAAUGGGGGGCUGGAGAGAUGGCUCAGCGGUUAAGAGCACUGAUUCCUCUUCCAGAGGUCCUGAGUUCAAUUCCCAGCAACCACAUGGUGGCUCACAACCAUCUGUAAUGGAAUCUGAUGCCCUCUUCUGGUGUGUAUGAAGACAGCUACAGUGUACUCAUCUAUAAUAAAUAAAUAAAUCUUUAAAAAAAAAGAAAAAUUGGGAGGGUGAGGGAGAAGGGGGUUCAGAGAGGUUAAGAGGGAAAAUGGAGGGUGAAUAUACUUUACAUGCAUUGUAUACAUGUAUGAAAUUCUCAAAGAAUAAAUUAAGAACUAUUAAGAAAACAAGCUAAAAUAAAACCAACUUCCCCAAACAACAAACGUAAACAAACAAAACAAGAAAGAAAAGCUGGAGGACCCAGCUAUACCUCUCUUGGGCAUAUACCCAAAAGAUGCCCCAACAUAUAACAAAGACACAUGUUCCACUAUGUUCAUAGCAGCAUUAUUUAUAAUAGCCAGAAGCUGGAAAGAACCCAGAUGCCCUUCAACAGAGGAAUGGAUACAGAAAAUGUGGUACAUCUACACAAAGGAAUAUUACUCAGCUAUCAAAAACAAUGACUUUAUGAAAUUCAUAGGCAAAUGGAUGGAACUGGAAAAUAUCAUCCUGAGUGAGGUAACCCAAUCACAGAAAAACACACAUGGUAUGCACUCAUUGAUAAGUGGAUAUUAGCCCAAAUGCUUGAAUUACCCUGUAUGCACAGAACACAUGAAACUCAAGAAGGAUGACCAAAAUGCGAACACUUCACUCCUUCUUUAAAAGGGGAACAAGAAUACCCUUGGGAGGGAAUAGGGAGGCAAAGUUUAGAACAGAGGCAGAAGGAACACCCAUUCAGAGCCUGUCCCACAUGUGGCCCAUACAUAUACAAUUACCAAACUAGAUAAGAUGGAUGAAGCAAAGAAGUGCAGGCCAACAGGAACUGGAUGUAGAUCUCUCCUGAGAGACACACCCAGAAAACAGCAAAUACAUAGGCGAAUGCCAGCAGCAAUCACUGAACUGAGAAUGGGACCCCCGUUGAAGGAAUCAGAGAAAGGACUGGAAGAGCUUGAAGGGGCUCGAGACCCCAUAUGUACAACAAUGCCAAGCAACCAGAGCUUCCAGGGACUAAGCCACUACCUAAAGACUAUACAUGGACUGACCCUGGGCUCCAAUCUCAUAGGUAGCAAUGAAUAGCUUAGUAAGAGCACCAGUGGAAGGGGAAGCCCUUGGUCCUGCCAAGACUGAACCCCCAGUGAACGUGAUUGUUGGGGGGAGGGCGGUAAUGGGGGGAGGGUGGGGAGGGGAACACCUAUGUAGAAGGGGAGGGAGAGGGGUUAGGGGGAUGUUGGCCCAGAAACCGGGAAGGGGGAAUAACAAUCGAAAUGUAAAUAAGAAAUACUCAAGUUAAUAAAGAUGGGGAAAAAAAAUUAAGAAAAGCUGGGCACAGGUCUAUAACCCGAGUAUUUGGGUAGUUGGAGCAGGAGGAUCUGGACUUCAAAGCCAGCCUGAGGUAUACACCAUAAGACCCUUUCCCUAUUUCAAACACUACCACCACCAACAAAAUCCAAACAACAACAACCAACCUAAUACAACCCUACAAGUUAGAAUGACAGAAUUUUGUUUGUUUGUUUGUUUUUUUUUUACAAGAUAAGAGUUUCUCUGUAUAGCCCUGGCUGUCUUGGAAUUCAUCCUGUAGACCAGGCUGAGCUCGAACUUACAGAUAUAUGCCUGCUUCUGCUUCCUGAGUGCUGGGAAUAAGGUCGUGUGCCACCACAGCCCGGCUGAGACACAGAAUUCCAUGCCUACAAUCUCAGUACUUAUGAUACUAAGGCAGGAGGAUAAUGAGUUUAAGGCCAUCUUAGGCUACAUGGUGAGAAAUCUCUCAAAAGCAACGACAAAAUCAACCACUGAAAAUCACAUUAAAAACUGAAAAAGGGACUGAAGAGAUAUCCAGUAUUAUUAAGAGCACUUGCUGGUUUUGUCCAGAGUUCCAAGUUUGGUUUUCAGCACCCCUAUCAGGCAGGUCACAACUCCUUAUAACUUUAGUUCCAGGGAAUUUAAGGACAUCUUCUGGCCUUUGUGAGUAUCCAUACACUUGUGGCUGACUGGCUGGUGGACAGACAGACAGACACAUAAAUAAAAAACAUAAAUCUUAAAUAAGUCAGGUAGUGGUGGUACAUGCCUUUAAUCCCAGUACUCGCUCGGAAGGCAGAGGCAGAGGCAGGCGGAUCACUGAGUUUGAAGCCAGCCUAUUCUACAGAGUGAGUUCCAGGACAGCCAGGGCUACACAAUGAAACCACAUCUAAAAACAAAAACAAAACCAAUACCCACCUUCAAAGAAAUUAAAUAAAAAAUUCUGAAAAACCAUUGUGUGUGUAUGUGGUGCUGGAGAUUGAACUCAGGAGCUCAAGCAUAUUAGUCAAGUACUCAACUACUGAACUAUAUAUAGUUCUUGUCCUGGCUAGCUUUGUGUUAACUUGAUACAAGCUAGAGUGAUCAGAAAGGAGGGAGCCGGGAGCCUCAAUUGAGAAAAUACUCUCAUAAGAUCAGCCUGUAUGCAAGCCUGUGGGACAUUUUUAAGUGAUUGAUGUAGGAGGGCCUAGCUCAUUGUGGGUGGUGCUAAUCCUGGGCUGAUGGUCCUGGGUUCUAUAAGAAAACAGGCUGAACAAGCCAUGAAUAACAAGUCACUAAGAAGUAUCCCUCUACGGCCACUGUAUCAGUUCCUGCCUCCAGGUUCAUUUCCUAAUUUCCUUCAGUGAUGGUCUAUGAUAUGGAAGUGUAAGCCAAAUAAACACUUUCCUCCUCAACUUGCUUUUGGUCAUGGUGUUUCAUCACAGCAAUAGAAACUCUAACUAGGACAGUCCCAGAUCUUAUCCCUGGCUGACCUGGAACUUGCUAGGAAGAACAGGCUGGCCUCAAAUUCACAGAAAUCCACCUGUCUCUACUUCCUGGGAUUAAAAGCAUGCACCAUCAUGCCUGUCUAAAAUAUCUUUUGAGACAGAGUCUCAAAAACUUACUCAGGUUGGCCUGGAAGUUACUUUGUAGUUCCCAUUAGCUUUGAAUGUCUGCCCCAGACUAAUAAGUAGCUGCGAUUACAAUAGGCUUUCUGAGAAAUCUUUCUUUCUGUGUAUUAAUUUUUUAAAGAUUUAUUUAUUUAUUUUGUAUAUGAGUACACUGUAGCUGUCUUCUGACACACCAGAAGAGGACAUCGGAUUCCAUUACAGAUGGUUGUGAGCCACCAUGUGGUUGCUGGGAUUUGAACUCAGGACCUCUAGAAGAGCAGUUGGUGCUCUUAACCACUGAGCCAUCUCUCCAGCCCCUGUGUAUUAAUUUUUAAAAUAUAUCAACUUUGUUAAAUUCAACAAAUACAGAUAAAGGUUUUAGAAAAAAUUCUAUUUAUUUUUUUUAAUCAAAAAGGAAAUGGAAAAAAAGGGAAAAAGAAAAAAAAGGAAAAAAAAAGAAAAAAAAAAGGAAAUGAAAUCUCUUUAAUUUGACUUGGGACAUCUAUCAAACACCCUAGAAACACCAUUCAAAAUGGAGUAUUGUAUACUUUUCUUGUUUCUAUGAAAAAAAAUACCUGGCAGAAGGAAAACUGUGGGGUGAAGGUUUAUCCCGGUUCACAGUUUGAUGGUAGAGUUUGCCAUGUCAGGGAGAGCACAGUGAUCGGGAUGUGAGGUCUGUGUUUACAGUCAGGAAGCAGAGAGAUAAAUAUGAAUAUUCAGCUUUCUCCCAUUUCCUUUUGUUCAGUCAGGGACACCAACCAAUAGGGUGUGCCGUGAACAUUUAUGGUAAGUCUCUCUUCUUCAGUUAAAUCUCUCUGCAAACAUGAUCACAGACACAUAUCUGGGUGUCUAUGAGAAAGUUCUAAAUGCUUGCUACUGUCUCUUUAGUCAAUCUUAAACUAAAAGCCCUUGAUAGUAUCAUCAGACAAGAAAAUGAAAGUGGUAUAAGGUUUGGAAAAGAGGACAAAAACCUGUCAUUAUUAGAUGACAGGUUGUUUAUUAAAAAAUACCUCAAAUCAACCUACAGACUAACUGUUAGAAUUAAUGAGAGUUUGGCCAAGUUGCUAGAUUAAAAAAAGUGAUAGGAGUAGAUAGAGAUUCUUUUAGGAUAUAAAGUAAUAAUCAUAAGCCAGUGUUGUACUGCAGCCUGUAAUUAUAGCAUUCCAGUAGAGGCAGGAUGAUAAGGACUUCAGGGUUAUCCUUCAAUACAUAGUGAGUUCAAGGCCUGCAUUGGGGGUAGGAGGGUUAGGAGAGGAAAGAGAGAUAUGAAAAUAUGAAGGGCAUGCAUGUGACUAGUUCAAUAUCCAGUAUUAUGAAACAAAAGAAACAAAGGAAAACAGGCAAGUCUGGUAUGUGCUUUGCAUGUGCAGGGCCCAGAGUAUAAUCCCUAGCACCAAAAAACACAAGUUUCAGCCUUAGAAAUAGCAUUUACUAAACUUAUCUGUAUUCAGAAUAUCUAAGUAGCUCCUAUGAUGCACUGAAAAACAAUCUAACUAAAUUGGGUAAAAGGUUUGGCCAGAUGUUUCACCAGAAUGGAGAUGAAUGGCCAUAAAAUACAUGGGAAAUGAUCAUCAGGUGUCAGAAAAUGCAACUUGAACAAGAUACCACUUCAGACUCAUUAGAAUGGCUGUAAUCCAAAUGAUGAUAGUUGAGCAUGUUGGUACAUAUAAUUCAAUCACUUGGGAGGCUGAGAGAAGAGGAACUCCAUGAGUAAAAGGCUAGUCUGGGCAACAUAGUAUGUUCCAGGCUAACCUGAGCUACCUGUGUCAAAUAGAACUCCCUUCCCACAAAAAGCCAAAGCCAAAGCCAGACCUAGUGUUGGUGUGAAACUCAUAGACUAUGUGUAGAAACAUGCAAUGAUUAAAUCUAAAACUGCCUGGCAGCCUUUUAUCAAAUGAAGUACCUAUACAUAUCUUAUGAUGUGCCAUUCCUCUUUUAGAUGUUACUCCAGAGAAAUAAAAGCAGGCAGCUAGCUGCCUAAAGAUCUGUGCAUGAAUGCUCAUGGCAGUUUUAAUUUAAAAUAGCCAAGAAAUUCCCAAAUAAACCAGCAUGCAGAUGGACAAACUGUAUAUCUGUAUUCAGCUACUCAGGAAUGAGCUACCAUUCUUUGCUGACAAACCUUAAAUAUAUUAUGAUAAACCAUAGGAGCUAGACAUAAGAGACUACAUAUUCAUGAAUUCACUUAAGAGUCUCAGAAUGAGCAAUAUUAGACUAUUAUGACAGGACUCAGAUCAGUGGUUGCCUGGGGAGGUUGCUAGCAGGGGUACCCAGGAAUUUUGUGGGAAGACAGAAAUGUCCUAGAUUAGGCCAUCAACAAUAUAGCUACCAUUUAUGCAUUACAAUAUGUACCAAGAAAAGAGGGUGAAAAUAAUUGAGGAGGGGGCGGAGAGGAAGCUUGACAUUACUCCUAGGGAAACAAUGGCUGCAAAAUGGGGGACUUUUUGUGUACAUAUUUUCUUUUUUGCUGUAUCUUUGAGACAGGGUCUUGCUAUGUAAUUCUAACUCGAUUUGAAUUUGCUAUGUAGCUCAGACUGGCCUUAAACUCAAGGUAAUCCUUUUGCCCCAGCCUCCUAAGUGCUGUGAUUACAAGUGUGUACCAGUAUACCUGGCUUUAGUUACGUAAAUAAUUUGAGACUGGGUUUCCUGUAUCUUAGACUAGCAUCAAACUCAUUAUGUAGUCAAGGUUGGCUCUGAACUAACCCCUUUUCUUCCACCUUUCUAGAAUUACAGGAGGAAUGUACCACAAUGUUUUACAUUGUUUUAAUCCAGGGUUUCUGUUAUGUUGCUUAGGCCGGCUAGUCUUGAAUGUCUUUCCUGAAGUGAAUUUACUGCUUCAGCCUCUGCAGUGCUAAGACUUCAGAUGAUAAUACUGUUUCUUCUUUUUAUUUAAGUAAUUAUUUUAUUUUUAAUUAUGUGUAUGUGUGUGUGUGGGUGUCUGCGCACAUUAGUACAGUUACCUAUAGAAGGCAGAAAAGGCACUGAUCCCCUGGAUUGGGAGUUACAAGGAACCAAACUUGGGUUUGAGCAAAAGUAGCAAAUGCUCUUAACCAAAGAAUCAUCUUUCAAGCCCCUUUCUUUUUUUUUUUCUUUUUUCUUUUUUUCGGAGCUGGGGACCGAACCCAGGGCCUUGCGCUCGCUAGGCAAGCGCUCUACCGCUGAGCUAAAUCCCCAACCCCACAAGCCCCCUUCUUAAUGUGGGAGAAAUUUACAAGGGUGUGCCAAAGUUUGUAAAAAGCUGUCCAGCUGUGCCUUUAAGAUCUGUGUUACUUUUUGAUGAAAUAUUCUAAUAAGAAUUAUAAAUAUUUGGGGCUAAGGAUGUAGUUCAGUCAGUGAUCAAGUGUUAGGCAAUGGGUUUGAUGCCUAACACUGCAAAACUAAUGAACAAACCAAACAACACCCCCAAAACAUCACUGUUAAUAUUAAUAGAUACAAGUUAACUGCUUUUAUUUACUAACAUCAAUGACUUGGAAAAAUAAGCAAUUUAAAACAAUACCAUUUACAAAAGUAAAUAUUAUAAAGAACCUAGAAAUAAAUUCAUGAUGCUCAUUUCCAAGCUAAUGUGCAUACUCAGUUCAGUCUCCCAGUAAUCAGCAACAGCCCAACAUGCUUUCAUUUUGUACCCUGCCAGACCAGGUACAAGAAGGAGGGGCAGAAAUGGCUACCAAGCUUUUGAAUUAUAUAGUAGGGCAUUUGCCCUUUCAUCUCAAACCCUAUUAUUAGGAAUGUGGGAUAGGUGUGAACCUGUGCUACACAGGAUACUACUACUUCAUGGGGAGAGGUGAGCAAAUGGAACAGGAGUCAGGCACUGGUUCCAUCUAUACCCUAACUCUCUACAGAAAAACCAACUCUGGUUUUAAGGAUCUGAAUAUUUAUACAAAAGUAAUUUGCUGAAACUUUUACUACAGGUAUAUCUAACUAAACUCAAAACACCAUUUUAUCUAACGAGGUAUUUUGGCACUAAUUUCUCAGGUGUUUGGGAUGAGUUUUCAGAUGGAGUGGGUCUGGGUGGCAUGAACUUUGCAAAAUUUAAACAAGCUAUGCAGAAUGCAGACUCACCAUGACCUGGAAAGAUGAUGGGCUCUAUGGAUCAGGGACCCCCAGAAAGUGAACUGCUGUUCCCUUUAGCACAAUAUUCAAUAGGCAAAACUUCCUGUUAUCACAACAUAGCCCAAGCUAACUACAUAGACCAAGCUGACUAGCUCUUUAAAAUAAAGAGGUGGUGCUGGGGAGGCUGCUUGGUGUUUAAGAACACUAGCUAUUCUUUCAGAGGACCCUGGUUUGAUUUCCAGCAUCCAUAUGGUGACUCACAACCAUCUGUAUGUAACUCCAGUUCCAGGGCAUCUGACCUCUGAAAGCACCAGGCAUGCAAGUGGUGCAGACAUACAUGCAGGCAAAAUACCUAUAUACAUAAUAUAAAUAAAACAUCAAAACACUGAAGUGGUAAUACCAUCUGAGAUACAAACUUCAAAAAUUACUAAGCCAGAUAUACUAGUAUAUACCUGUAAUUUCAGUACUUGGGAGGCUGAGACAGGAGAAUAACAAAAUUCAAGGUCAGUCUGGCAAACGUAGUGAGAUCAUCUCAAAAAAAUGGGGGCAGAAGCUCAGAGGAGGCUAAGGCUGAGUAGUAGACCUGCUUAGCUUGCUUAGCCUCGUUGUAUAUCCCCAGUAACAAAAUAACAAACAAAAGAGAGUGAACCAUACAGCUGCAUUGAUGAACCCAUUUCUAUGGGAAAUGGCAGUUCUGGAUAAGAAUGGUUAUAUGCACUUAGGGAUUGCCAUGGCCUAAAUGUUUUUCUUCAGGGGUUUGCUGAGGGUCAAUGGAAGCAAUUGUGUGCAUGCCAUUUCUAGGUUCUAUUCGGUUCCCAAAACUUCUAUAGAGGGCUGUUGACAAACUCUCAUAUCCUGUGUUGGCAUGAGAGAGCAAUUCCCUCUAGUCAGUGCCCAUGUCUGUCAACUGCUCAGAAUUAAAGUCCUGAGCACUGACAAGUGGGUUCCUAUGUUAACUGCCACCUUCCAUAUGAACUUCUGGGAGCCUGAGCCCAAUGACCACCUCAAUGCUAAGACUAUCUUUAGGAAAAUGUCUAAGACUUGUUGCCAGCUGGGCUUCUAUUGCUCUGGAGCCUCCUCAUCUGUCACUCCCUCAUGUGAUACCUAGCACGGCCACAAGAGUGGCCUAAUUACUGUCCCCUAAGUGACUCUGCUGGGCAAAGCUUUUACCCUGUUGUGCAAGAUGGUUGCCCUUAUAGGUUCCACAAAGCUCAGCUCAGACAAGUCAGUCCAAUUCUGGGCCAGGAUCUCCCCUCAGAAUGGUUCUUAGUUCCUCAUAGUACCCUCAAUGCCUGCCUCUGGCAUCUUCCAUCAGUGGGGUUGGGUUACUGCUCAUGUUCAGAGGGCUUUAUCCUAGCCUCACAUACUCUGGAAAGGGCUGGCUUGCUGGGAACUAGACACUGAAAGAAACAAUGAGAACCCUGGCUUGUAGACUUCUCUAAGCAUGCAGUGUUUGCUUAUGAUCAAAUUCCAACUAACUGGGAGGAAUCAGUACAGACUCCAGCCAAUGUAUUGGUGGCAGGGGACUGGUCUGCUGAGUCACAGUUGCCCCACACCCAGAGCUGUUUGUUCUUGUUCUCUUUGAGAUUAACAAGACAUAGAACCUGCUCUCCUUGUUUUAGCUCAGCCCCUGCAACUGACAGUCUGCCUGGCUUCAAGUCACCCAAGAGAGGUGAGGUAGGACUAAGGACAGUGGGGGUGGGAGGUAGCCAUUCUUCUCAGGUAUGGGGCUGACUCCGGCUUUCCUGUUGGCUUCAUGACUCUCACUGAACUCUUCUGAAGUAAGGAACAUGAGAACUAAAAUCUAAACUUACUAUGUGUGGGAGUGGGGGCAAUUAGAGAGGUAGCUGGAAGUCUCUCAUCUUUGCCACCCCCUCACAUUGCCCAAGUACUAUGGCAGGGGAAGGAUCUACCUAAGGACAUGUGGUGACUUAGGAGAAUUAAGACAUGAUUAAGAUCUCUAGCCACAGAUAUCUGGCCAGAUAAGGGCAAAGAGAUCUGAGUACCAAUUGGUCUAUGGUUAGCUGAGGUUUGGGCUCUCGGUUUUUAAAGUCAAAUCAUACCCAGCCUUUGGUUUGGGGAGUGAGAAAUUUGAGAGGAGGCCUUGCAGUUCCCAAGGGUUGUUGGGGAUGAGGGACCCACCUAGCUUCCCAAGAUAGAGUUCUAGACUGUGAGGAUCAGCUGUUUUCCAGCCACUGAAUGAGACAUAGGAAAAUAUGAGGUAGGUCUGGGCUAAAAGUCUAACAAAAGGCCUCCUUCUUAUACCCUGGGGCUCCAUGAGUCACAGGCUUUUGGGAGAAUGCCAAGGUCAUCAUGACACAGCAAGAAUCUUACCAACCCAAGGGGGAAGUCAGCUCUGAAAUGACCAAAGAGGGAUAGGCUGGGACUACCAGGUCACUCCUCACAUAGGCCUGUUAGCAGGAUGGACCUUGAGUGCUCACUGAAUCUAUGGGUGUCACAUAAGCCAGGUAGGGAAACUGAUGUCUAGAGAGAUGGGCCCUGUAGUGAGCCCAUCUGCCCAUGUGGACUCCAAGACCUACUCCUUUUCUUCUGCAUAGGAGAGCUACUCCCUACCCUUACCAAAGUCCUAUUGGCUGGGGGAGAUGCCCUUUUAGGGUCAGUUCCUUCCCUGCAAUAGUCCAUAAAGACAGGGAUUUUUGGAGAGGGAAAGUAAGGAUUUCUGUUCCCUUUUUUGUUGGGGUGGGAGUCCUGAGAGGAGGAAAUGGCUACAGAGAGGCAGACUAAGAAUGUCCCCAUGAAGGAAGCUGAGUACAUGAGUAAGGACUGGAUAAGGACCUGGGGAGGAAGAAGAGGCAGAGGAUGGCUACUUGGGAUCAACUUGCCCUAGUUUGUUCCAGUUUCCUAGGUUUGGGGCCUGCCAGCUGCUAGCUUCCUAGUUUCUAGGUCAUGUUGAGCUUUUUUCCCAACUUAGAGGGCAGUUGCCCUUAUCCUCAAUUUGCUUUGCUCUUUAGGUCCUCAUGGGACCUGUGUGUUGCAGGGGCCUUAGUACACAAGAGCCCAUUUGUGACUUCUGUUACGUGCAGCUCUCCAAAGUACACUGUCCCCACAAGGAGGAUAGCAACUGAGGCUAUUGUGGAUUGGGAGACACUUGAUUGUAAUAUUUAAUGAAUGGAGGACUUUCAGGUGUCCUAGAUCAACUAGCAGCUUGCCUGCCUCCUGCAUUUAGUGUAGUGUCUGGCAGGAGCUACUCUAGGGGCUACCUAAGCACAGGGUCUGUCUGUCUCAGGACCUCUGAGAGGAACAGAAAGAAACAAUGAUGGUCUUUAGAAAAAUUUCUCUUUUUUUCCCCACUCCCUUUUGCUGGAACUAGUACUUCACAUUUCUACUCUGGAAGCCAGGGUUCUUACUCCCAGAGCAGAGAAGAGCAAAGGGGAACCAUACUGAUUGCAGUGAAAGGAAGUUGCUCAACUUGAGGCUAGAACUAACAUAAUUAACCUAGGAUAAAGCUAGAGAAACUGCCUGGUUCUUAUUUGUUAGAUGAAAACCACCAGGGUUCAGAAAAAUAUAGACAUUUGUUCCAGGUCACACAAUAAGCUAUCAAUGAGGUGUCUAAGAGUUCAGGUCCAGCAAAGAUGAAUUGUCUUUGCUGACUGGAUUAUUGUUGCUGCAUGCUUAUGAAAGCAUGGGUGGGGCAGGGGAAAUAAUCUUCAGUUAAUUUCUCUUCCACUUGAACCUUUAGAUUGAAGGCAGAGUCCUACAUGCUAAGGUUUAUGGCAGAUACAUGCAUAGCUCCUUUAAGGGGAGUAGGUUGGAGCCAGGGCUGAGGGUAGGGCUGCUGUACUGUGUGUUCCAACUAAGUACCUCUCUUGGGUCUUAGAGUUACAGGGACUCAGGGGACAGUGCUUUGGUUUGUCCUUCCCUUUCUCUUUCAGUGGCAUAGCCCUUCUCCUCAGCUUGUUUCUGCAUUCCUUUUCUAAGUUCUCCCACUCCCAUUUUUGCUCAGAAAUAUAAGGCUGACAACAAACAAGUUUGGCAAACGCGGUGGCAUGUUCUCAUCUCCAGUUUUUGGGUAGUUGCAAUUCAAUCUAGGGUCUCAUGCAUAUAAGGUUAGUGCUCUACCAGUGAGGGACAGCUGUAGGUAGCCCUUGGUGCAUGGCAAUGCUCUGAAUGAACAAAACCCCACAGAGCUCCUCCAGCACCGAGGGGACCAGGGUGGAAGGUGCUGAGUCAGUGGCUACCCUUUCAAGAACACACUAGCUCUGAUGAAGUUCUUGCCCAAGAUUACACAAUAAGUUAAUAGUGAAGAUGGUCACACGACGGUGAGCUGAUUCCAGGGUUAAAAGCAAGCAAUUGAGUUUACCUUUGCCAUUGAACACUGGUCACUGAACAUGCCCUGCUGCCACAUAGCACAUAAAAGGGUGAUUUGGUCUAAGCCCAUGACUUUUACUAAGCCCCACCUGCUCCAGUCUCACUAUGUACCAUCAACACAACAUCCCUGAUUGCUUCUGUUCUUCAUUUUUUCCUAACAGAGCACAAUGGUAGUUGUUCCAGUUGGACAACUGGGACUACGUGGAAUGAACAGAAUUUUGUAGUAGGCUUUGGAAGAUGUGGCAAAGAGGAGGUGUUUGCCCCCAGAGAAUUUCAUACAGUAGAAAGAGGGAGAGGUAGUACCACAGAUCCUUCUACUGAAAUUAACUGUAAUAUUCAUCAAAUUACAGAUUCAUUAAAAUCAGAUUUUUCCUUGAUUGCACUUCAGUUUUUUCCAUCUAGGAGGAAGAAGUCCAACUGGGUGGUGCUUCAGAACCUGGACCAUCCAAAUCUGGUCUACAUUCAAUGCUGAGCACGAAUGUCUGAAAUGUGACACAAGUACAUGUAUAUUGGGUACUGCUGUGAUGAUCAGGACACACAGGAGGAGCUUGGAAUUGAACCAACAGUCUUGUGCAUGCUAGACACUGUCUUGUUGGAUGAGCAGGCACCUCUGGAAGAAUCAGUUGAGUGAGAUGGUGCAACCCAGUGGUGGCCCAGCAGAGGACCAGGACAUGCUGGGUGAAGAAUCUUCUCUGGGGAAGCCAGCAAUGCUACAUCUUCCUUCAGAGCAGGGUACUCCUGAGACCCUCCAGCGCUGUCUGGAAGAGAAUCAAGAACUCCGAGAUGCUAUCCGGCAGAGCAAUCAGAUGCUGAGGGAACGCUGUGAGGAGCUGCUGCAUUUCCAGGUCAGCCAGCGGGAGGAGAAGGAGUUCCUCAUGUGCAAAUUCCAGGAAGCCAGGAAGCUGGUGGAGAGACUGAGCUUGGAGAAGCUUGACCUGCGGAGGCAGAGAGAACAGGCCUUAGAGGAUUUGGAGCAUCUGAAGAAAUGCCAACAGGUACAGAUGGCUGAGGACAAGGCCUCUGUGAAAGCUCAGGUGACAUCAUUGCUGGGGGAACUCCAGGAGAGCCAGAGUCGUUUGGAGGCUGCUACCAAGGAACGACAAACUUUAGAGGGAAGGAUUCGAGCAGUUAGUGAGCAGGUCAGACAGCUGGAGAGUGAGCGGGAGGUGCUGCAGCAGCAGCACAGUGUCCAGGUGGACCAACUGCGCAUGCAGAACCAGAGUGUGGAGGCUGCCUUGCGAAUGGAGCGACAGGCUGCUUCAGAGGAGAAGCGGAAGCUGGCUCAGUUGCAGGCAGCCUAUCACCAACUCUUCCAAGACUAUGACAGCCACAUUAAGAGCAGCAAGGGCAUGCAGCUGGAAGAUCUGAGGCAGCAGCUCCAGCAAGCUGAGGAGGCCCUGGUAGCCAAACAGGAAUUGAUUGAUAAGCUGAAAGAGGAAGCUGAGCAGCACAAGAUUGUCAUGGAGACCGUUCCAGUCUUGAAAGCCCAGGCGGACAUCUACAAGGCUGACUUCCAAGCUGAGAGGCAUGCCCGGGAGAAACUGGUGGAGAGGAAGGAGCUUUUGCAGGAGCAGUUGGAGCAGCUGCAGCGCGAGUUCAACAAGUUGAAAGUUGGCUGCCAUGAGUCAGCCAGGAUUGAGGAUAUGAGGAAGCGGCAUGUAGAGACUUCCCAGCCCCCUUUACUCCCUGCUCCAGCUCACCACUCCUUUCAUUUGGCCUUGUCCAACCAGCGGAGGAGCCCUCCUGAGGAACCACCUGACUUCUGUUGUCCCAAGUGCCAGUAUCAGGCUCCUGAUAUGGACACUCUACAGAUACAUGUCAUGGAGUGCAUAGAGUAGGAGCAGCAGAUUCAAGGCCACCUGUAAUACUAUGUCCCAAUCUGUGCAACUUAUGCUUUCCCGUUUCACCUGCGUAGUCCACAAUUAAGUGCUUAAUGUCAAAGAGUGGGUCCCAGGAACUAGCAGGACCCUUGCUUUAGCCCUUUGGUCUGCUAGUCCCCUAUUAGGGUAGACAGCUCCAUUCAGGGCUGUUUUUUUUCCCUUUUUUCUUCUGUGUGCCUGAGCCACUUCGCCUCUGGUGGCUUCUUCUUCCCUCUUCUCCCAUUUUCUUAGGGAGUCUAGAAUGGAGGCCAGGGGCUCUCAGGGAGCAUCCCUUCUCCAAGCAGGGCUAGUGCCUCUCUUCAGCUAGUGCCUUUCUUGCCAGUGAACUGCAGGCUCUCCUCCUUAAGGCAUGUGGCACUUAGGUCUAUAACAUGUAUUACCUCUGAUAGACAUGUGGAAAGUAUUCUGUCCUUGUUACUAGUAAUGGUGCAGUGAAAGUACUUGUGCACAGAUCUGUAUGUACCUUUAGGACAGAUGCUUAGAUGUGACAUUAGAUAUGACAAGGGUCAUAGAAGAGGUGAGCAGACCUUUGGAUUCUGCUAUCUGCUAGACAUGCUAUUAUUUACUAAAGAGUUUGCUUAAGUGUCUUUUUCUGGGGUAUGUGGGCCCUUCUUAAUUUCUCUGAUGUAACUUGGAUUUUCAUAAUUCCUACCCAUUUUUCUGUUGGGUCGUUGCCAUUUGUUCUUUGGCUUUGGAGAGCUCUUUGAUUAUCAGUCAGGUUAGCUUUGACUAUCACAGAAAGGGCACACCUUGUUCCAGUUUGAUUGUGUUACUGUUUUGGGGCCUAGAAGCUGUUAUCUACUCCAUUCUUUACUCCUUUUUUUGGCUUUGGAAUUAUGACUACUUUGUCAACAGAAAGGUAUUUCACAUAUAUGCUUUUCUUUUUCUAACUCCAGUGUGUUCUUGUUUUUGCUAAGCACAUUGUUGCCUUCUGUGAAUGGUGGUAGUUCAUCACAGUUCAGGAAUUUGUGAUGGCUUGUUCUCCACCAGCCAAUUUGUCCUAGCACACCAUUUAGCAGUGACUGAAAGGUUACAGAAAAGGGAACACUUCACUUGUUUUGCAAGAUUCUAGAUAUUUUCUGGGACCUUACAGUCAUUGGUAUUAGCCCUGCAGUUCUAGUAAAGGAAAGUAAACUGCAAUUGAGAAAGCAAUAAAUGUCCCUUGCUCAUUCCUCAGGUUUGAAAUCCUUCCUGCCCUCCUGUAAGCUUUCAUGGUUCUGAGUGGGAUUUGUGAAUCCAUCCCUGGGCUUUUAUUCACAUGGCUUCUAUCCCAUUAAGAGUGAGUAGGCUAAGUAGAAUUUAGAUUUUAAAAAAGGAUUUAAAAAGCAAUCCUGAGCUGAGGGCUUCCUCAGCAUUCUCAGGGGAUGUGGAACAAGUUUUCCAUUUCCUAAUUCCCUGGUAUCUAUCAGACAGAUCUUUGGGAAAAUGUUAAAGGAACAAACAAGUACUUUGCUUAUGUGUUUUCAUUUAAAUACCUAACCUAUAAUUUUUUCUUUAGGAAUACUGUUGGUUUAGCUUGAGUCCAGUUUUGUGGUGGUAUAUAAGACUGUCCUAUAGCUGCUUUAAAAAUUCUUUUAGACUUGAAAGAGCAACAACAACAAAAAUUAGUCUUCCUGUCUGGAAGCCAAAUGUUAAGUUUUUUUCUGGAGGCUCUGAGAAUCAAUUCCAAGCAUUCUCUUAACUUUUGGUGGUUUCUGGAAGUCCUUGGUGUUGCUUGACUUGUAGACCAAUCACUCCAAUUUCUGGUUCUAGGGCCUCGUGGUCUCUUCCUCUCUUCUAUCUCAUAAGGAAACCAAGUUGCACACGUGGAGUCUAUUUGGUUAGAUUACGAAGGAUUUCCAUUUCAAGACCUUUACCUCAUUCCACCUAUCAAGACCCUUUUCCCAAAUAAAGUCAUUGUCUCACAUUCUGGGGGUUUGGGCUUACACAACCCAGAGUAGGGACAUCAUUAGAACCUGAGUAAAUGCAGCUCCAAAGCAGGUGCCUUUUUAAGCCUUCUAAUUCUGCUAGAGAGACCCGGUCUCUAGGGUGAUGACCAGUAGGCUUCAGAGUUUGGAGGCUGUCAAACCCUUGUCAGUGCUCCAAGCUGUUAGCAGGGUCAGUGGGAAUGACUGGGAAAGGCAGGUUGGCUAUAGUAGGAGAGAGCUGUUGUGAUGCCUGCAGUGGCUGCAAGAGCUUCAUGCUUCUUGGAUAAACAGAUGCAUAGGUACAUUUCUGACUAGUACUUUCUCUUGAAAGGGGCUCAGAAAGCAGGUGUGACUCAGGUUCCAGGUUACAUACGAUCAUCUGGAAGCUUGAAAACAUUAUGUCUUGGGCUUCAUGGACUGGUCAAGACAAAUCUGAGAGUGGCUCCAGGCAACGGUUGGGACCUAGUACCCUUCUAGAAGGUGGGAACCCUUGCCACCUACUUACCCUGCAGUAUGGUGUAUGAUUAACCAUACAUCAAAGAUUUGAGAAUCUACCAUCUUCCUGAUAUGGGACAUGUUGUUUUCUUUUCCAGGAUUAUUGAAGCUAUAACUGGAAAAAGUAGUUGUCCCAUCUCCCUCAGGAAUUAGCCUAAUUGUUUUUACACAAAUUUUAUGUGGUCUCUGGCAGAUAACUUCUAGAUCCAUAUAACUAGAAGCAUGUCCUUUCCAGACGACCUCUUACUGUUACUUAUGUAUGCUUUCUUCUUGUUGGCCCAUGCCCAAGAGAAAACCAGAAAGCCAGUAAGACAGUACAGAGUACUUCACCUACUGUAGUAGUAAACCAUAAGGCAGACUGUAAGUAGGGAUGAUGUCAAAAUAGGAAUAAUUGCAGCCCUGUAUGUGACACCCUCAGGCAAGGUGAGGCCUACCUUUCAGUGUUUUCCCUUUCAAGGUGGGAGUUUGGUGAGAUGGAACAAGCACUUUGGAAGCAUUCUCAGCCCUCUUUACCUGACAGCAGCUUGGUCCUCACAGUGAUUGCCUCAUUGGAGUGGCUGUCAUGGCACUGUCACCACCAAAGUCUGUGAUGCAACAUAUCUGCAUGGCCUGCAUAUCAGCAGGCCUGAGUGGCUAGCAUCUUGAACCUUUUAUCACAUGAACAUUCUCUGUAGGCUGGUAUAAAAAGGCCAGAGGAUUAAAUUAUGUAUAAAAUAUGAAAUAAAGAAGUAAGACCUGCAAGCAUGUACUCUGUCCUCACUUGGUGGAUGUAGGGGUAGGAUUGCCAGGAACAAAGGUUUUCUUUACUAUUUCUCUCUUUAAUUCCCAUGCAUUACAUAGGAAGUAGCUGUUACAGCUUUGAGGUUUUUGCUGAUGGCUAAAGAAAGCUCAUUGUUGACACAACAGAGUGGCAGAAGGGGCUAAAUCAAUUAAUUUAGGGCUUAAAUUUCCUGUGGUUGCAGCAACAAAGUACCACGCAUUAGGGGGCUUAUGCAACAGAGAUUUUCUAUCUCCCUGUUCUGGAUGGCAGGAACCUGAGAGGUGAACUCCUUAUUUUUUUUAAAAAUUUUUAUUAGAUAUGUUUCUUUACUUACAUUUCAAAGAUUAUUCCCCUUCCCGGUUUCCUGUCCAUAAACCCCCAUUCCCUGCCCUCCCCCUCCCCCAUACGGGUAUUCCCCCUAUACAUCCCCCUCACUGCCCCCCAUAUUCCCCUGCACUGGGGGUCCAACUUUGGCAGGACCAAGGGCUUCCCCUUCCCCUGGUGCCCCAACAAUGCCAUCCUCUGCUACAUAUGCAGCUGGAGCCAUGGGUCUGUCCAUGUGUGUUUUUUGGGUAGUGGUUUAGUCCCUAGAAGCUCUGGUUGGUUGGCAUUGUUGUUUUUAUGGGGUUGCAAGCUCCUUCAACUCUUUCAAUACUUCCUCUAGUUACCCCCAAGGGGGUCCUAUUCGGUGAGCUCCUUAUAAGAGAUAACCCAUUCCAGACCCCUCUCCCACUGUAUGGCAGGUCCCAGAAAUUCUUAGUUCUCUCUAGUUGGACCUGCAUUGAUUCCUCUGCCACUUUUGUCACAUGAGCACCUUGUGUGUUUCAUUUUUAUAAGCAUACCAGUGUCACACACAGCUGGGUAUUUGGAAACAAGGAGGCAUUUUGUUCAGUAUCUAGUGACAGUGAUGGAAAGAGCUGAUUUGCAGAGGUAGUCAGAGCAGCAUGAGGAUCUUAGGUAUAGAGCUGUGGCCAACAUCACCGAUAUGGAAGAAAGAGGGACAGUCAUCUAGUGAUUGCUGGGCUUUGGUUUUCACACCUGGCUACCUGGGCAAUAUAUCUACCAUUGGGAGGACUAAGAAAAAAAGGGGAAAGUUAGAGUUGUGAGAGAAACUGUUCAGUGUUCAAUUCUGAUCUAGCCAGGAUCAGCGAGAUGUCCUGGGUCCCUUCAUCUUGGCUUGACUGUUCAUUGCAGUUUCACAUUGAGACUGUAGGCUCUUUUAUUUUAUCCAUUGCUUAUUGGCAACCAGUGUAAUCUGGUAGAUCAGUUUCCACUUUGCUUAAUGCUCUCCACUGAUUUGCCGUUGCUGGAGACCUAAACUCCAUCGUUCAGCCUUGUGCUGAUCUAACAUCAUGUCAACUUCCCUAAAGGCCCAGCCAUUCUAUACUGGCUGUUUUUCCUUUCCUCAAACCUACUUAGCACUUCUGUUUCUUUUUUUUUUUUUUGGUUCUUUUUUUUCGGAGCUGGGGACCAAACCCAGGGCCUUGCGCUUCCUCGGUAAGCGCUCUACCACUGAGCUAAAUCCCCAGCCCCUCUUUUUUUUUUAAUAUUUAUUAUUAACUUGAGUAUUUCUUAUUUACAUUUCGAAUGCUAUUCCCUUUCCCGGUUUCCGGGCAAACAUCCCCCUAAUCCCUCCCCCUCCCCUUCUUUCUGGGUGUUCCCCUCCCCAUCCUCCCCCCAUUGUCGCCCUCCCCCCAACAAUCACGUUCACUGGGGGUUCAGUCUUAGCAGGACCCAGGGCUUUCCCUUCCACUGGUGAUCUUACUAGGAUAUUCAUUGCUACCUAUGAGGUCAGAGUCCAGGGUCAGUCCAUGUAGAGUCUUUAGGUAGUGGCUUAGUCCCUGGAAGCUCUGGUUGCUUGGCAUUGUUGUUCAUAAGGGGUCUUGAGCCCCUUCAAGCUCUUCCAGUUCUUUCUCUGAUUCCUUCAACGGGAGUCUUAUUCUCAGUUCAGUGGUUUGCUGCUGGCAUUCGCCUCUGUAUUUGCUGUAUUCUGGCUGUGUCUCUCAGAAGAGAUCUACAUCUGACUCCUGUCGGCCUACACUUCUUUGCUUCAUCCAACUUGUCUAAUUGGGUGGCUGUAUAUGUAUGGGCCACAUGUGGGGCAGGCUCUGAAUGGGUGUUCCUUCUGUGUCUGUUUUAAUCUUUGCCUCUCUAUUCCCUGCCAAGGGUAUUCUUGUUCCCCUUUUAAAGAAGGAGUGAAGCGUUCACAUUUUGAUCAUCCGUCUUGAGUUUCAUGUGUUUUAUGCAUCUAGGGUAAUUCAAGCAUUUGGGCUAAUAGCCACUUAUCAAUGAGUGCAUACCAUAUGUGUUUUUCUGUGAUUGGGUUACCUCACUCAGGAUGAUAUUUUCCAGUUCCAACCAUUUGCCUACAAAUUUCAUAAAGUCAUUGUUUUUGAUAGCUGAGUAGUAUUCCAUUGUAUAGAUGUACCACAUUUUCUGUAUCCAUUCCUGUGUUGAAGGGCAUCUGGGUUCUUUCCAGCUUCUGGCUAUUAUAAAUAAGGCUGCUAUGAACAUAGUGGAGCACGUGUCUUUUUUAUAUGUUGGGGCAUCUUUUGGGUAUAUGCCCAAGAGAGGUAUAGCUGGAUCCUCAGGCAGUUCAAUGUCCAAUUUUCUGAGGAACCUCCAGACUGAUUUCCAGAAUGGUUGUACCAGUCUGCAAUCCCACCAACAAUGGAGGAGUGUUCCUCUUCCUCCACAUCCUCGCCAGCAUCUGUUGUCCCCUGAGUUUUUGAUCUUAGCCAUUCUCACUGGUGUGAGGUGAAAUCUCAAGGUUGUUUUGAUAUGCAUUUCCCUUAUGACUAAAGAUGUUGAACAUUUCUUUAGGUGUUUCUCAGCCAUUCCGCAUUCCUCAGCUGUGAAUUCUUUGUUUAGUUCUGAAUCCCAUUUUUUAAUAGGGUUAUUUGUCGCCCUGCGGUCUAACUUCUUGAGUUCUUUGUAUAUUUUGGAUAUAAGCCCUCUAUCUGUUGUAGGAUUGGUAAAGAUCUUUUCCCAAUCUGUUGGUUGCCGUUUUGUCCUAACCACAGUGUCCUUUGCCUUACAGAAGCUUUGCAGUUUUAUGAGAUCCCAUUUGUCGAUUCUUUUUUUUUUUUCAGAAAGCCAGUUUAUUUCUAAGACUCUGUCAUAAACUUUUAGCGGGUACCAAUAGUCACCUGCCAUACACGCACCAAGUUGUCGGUAUAGCCAGCAAACAGAGUCUGGCCAUCAGCAGACCAAGCCAUUUGUCGAUUCUUGAUCUUAGAGCAUAAGCCAUUGGUGUUUUGUUCAGGAAAUUUUUUCCAGUGCCCAUGUGUUCGAGAUACUGCCCUAGUUUUUCUUCUAUUAGUUUGAGUGUAUCUGGUUUGAUGUGGAGGUCCUUUCAAAAUACCAAUCCAAUUCUUCAAAGAGUUAGACAGAACAAUUUGCAAAUUCAUUUGGAAUAACAAAAAACCCAGGAUAGCUAAAACUAUUCUCAACAAUAAAAGGACUUCAGGGGGAAUCACUAUCCCUGAACUCAAGCAGUAUUACAGAGCAAUAGUGAUAAAAACUGCAUGGUAUUGGUACAGAGACAGACAGAUAGACCAAUGGAAUAGAAUUGAAGACCCAGAAAUGAACCCACACACCUAUGGGCACUUGAUUUUUGACAAAGGAGCCAAAACCAUCCAAUGGAAAAAAGAUAGCAUUUUCAGCAAAUGGUGCUGGUUCAACUGGAGGUCAACAUGUAGAAGAAUGCAAAUCGAUCCAUGUUUAUCACCCUGUACAAAGCACUUCUGUUUCUUAAGGCCUUUGCUCCUGUUGUCUCCUUUGCUGAGAAGGCUCUGUUCCCUUAUCUGUACAGUUGACUUUUUGUUAUUCAUCUGAGUGUAAACAAAAGUUCUUUCUUCUGAUGUCUUAAUCCUAAAACCACUGGCCUUUUCUAGUCUGUUUUUUCUUUCCUCCCACUAGAGGGAGACAGAAGCCUUGUCAAUUUAGUUUAGUCAUAUACCCUAGACAGGAACUCAGCACAAGGAUGCUCUGUGUUUAUUGAUGGCUGAGCUUGUCUGAGACAAUGUCAGGAUUCCCCUGUCAAUAUUUUCAUGGACAUCACUUGUCACCAUAGUUGGUGACUUAUAGAAGUUAUUACAUUAACGUACUAGAAGUUAUAGUACAGAAAUCUUAUUUUAGAACUAUAGUGACUAUAGCCCUUUUUGUGCUGCUAGGGAUAGAACCCAGGGUCUUAAACGUGCUAAGCAUUCAUACCACUGCUGAGCUACAAUCCCAGGUUAUCAGCUUCUCACUUUAUUUCCCUACCCCUGACUUUGACAGGGUUCAACUCUGUAGCCCCGCCUAACUUGGAACUUACUAUGUAAUCCAAGAUGGCCUCAAAUUUACAGUCAUCCUCUUACCUCAGCCUUUCCAGUGCUAGGAUUACAAAUAUGUGCUACUAUGUCUGACUAGCUUUUUUUUCAUUUUGUUCAGAUUUUGAAUGAGUUGUCUUGGUGUCUUGGUUUCAGAUAAGAAAAACAGAAUUUGGAAGAAAGUCAGGUGGACCUGUCUGUGGUAUAGUAUGCAGUUAAAGUUGAAGCAAGGCGUUAAUGAUUUCCAGGCUAGCUUAGCCUUCAUAGCAAGAUCCUGUCUCAUAAAACAAAAAGUCAACUGGUGAUUCCCUGGGGAUGAGAGGGAUGAGGAGAGGGUGAUAGCAAUGAGAAUAUUCUGAAAUCGGUUAUGGCGGUAUUCAUAUAUCUGUGAAUGUGCUAGAAACACUUCAGAUGAAUGACUUUUGUUGUAUAUGGAUUAGGUGGCAAUAAAACUGGUAUUAAAAUGUUAUCUAA
Rattus norvegicus (Norway rat) is the source of this 22171-nucleotide messenger RNA. The record is from RefSeq and is a predicted model, not a curated record. Lineage: Eukaryota; Metazoa; Chordata; Mammalia; Rodentia; Muridae.